AUGAUGAACCCAGGAAUCGACGGUUCUGGGAGAAGCGGGGGGGCCGGCGGCUCGGGCCAGCGCAGUCCAGCUAUUCCGCGAUCUUCGCGGUCCGUUGGCGGAAUUGGAAUCGCCGCCUUUGGCGGGGGGAAAGGGGGGCGGAGUAGCGGAGCGGUAGGGAUUACCUCCGGCGUGUUAGGAAGCUCUGGCGGUGCGGCUGGUUCUGACGAAGCGCGGUUUUAUGAUCCAUACGGAGGCGCAGACGCGGCUUUUGGAAACGAGUGGGAAACUGCCGAACUUGGCAAGGCGUCUCGGCGAGCAGCUUCGGACGGCGAAGCAUCUGGUUUUGUUUCCAAACCUUCGAGUUUGAUCCGGUCCCGAACCUUAGACGCAGAUACGCUAUGCGGGGAGGAUGACGACGACCCUAAUAACGCAGGCUCGGGAUCCUCCCCAAGCAGGCCGUCAGGUCCGGAUGGGCCGGUUGGGAAUCCACGCCGCCGAGCCGAGCGAUCAGGUGCGGGAAACAGGCCUGGAACAGGGUCGUACCUGCCGAUAUACCGACAGAUUGGCGUUCCCCGUAGUUCCUCGCACGACCCCGCGAGUCUGUUCGCGCAGAAGCAGCAUCACGCCGGGUUCACCGUGCAGGAGUGGGAAGAAGCGCUUAAAGACGGCAGCGGCGGGGACAGCAGCGGACCGCCAAGCGGCGGAACGGGCUUCGGGCGGAGCAACAGCGGAGGGGGCGGGGGAGGGGGAGGAAGGGCGGCUGGGAGCGCAGUCCCGCGCGGAGGCGGCGGAGCCUCGGGAAUGCCGAGAGGUGGAGCUGGUGCGUCGCCGUUUUCCAUUCAGGGGAAGGUGGUAUCCGGGGCAGGGCGAUCUAUGAUGAUGCCUCCGCGCAACUCGUCCGUCCCCGCAGCGUUGCCCACGCAUAAAGGCACCGCCACGGGACUGCAAGACUCCGCGCGCGGAGGCGGCGGAGGCGGAAGGCAGCUCCGCGCGUUCGCGUCCGCCGCGCCAGGGCGCAUGGACGGCCCCGCUGCCCUGGGGUCGGAGCUGGGCCGGCGCGACUCGUACAACCUGAUUCUGGACCAGUUUCUGUCAACAGACGGAAACGCUAGCGGCCCAGAUUCGCCCGGUAUGGGAAUGGGUCCGGAGGAGAGGAGAGGACCGGCCGAAAUUGGCGGGGGGGUGGAGUUACGUAGGGUUGUAACGACGGGGAGGCAGCAGAGGGCGGAAAGGGGUGGAGCGGAUGUUUUGGUGGUAGAGUGCGGUGGAGAUGGUGGGAACGCGGACGGGAGUGUGCACGGCGGAGGUAGGAUGCAUGGAGGGAUUCGGCUGCAUGGAAGUAAUAGUUUCCACGGGCAACCGAGUAGCGGUGGUGCUGCUGGUGGGGGUUUCGAUGGCAGCAGCAGCACAACAGCGCCCACUGCCCCUGCUGCUGCUGCCGCUUCUGGUGGUGCUGCGUCAGCAAUAAGCCAGCCCCCCCACCACCCCGUGCACCACCCAGCAUAUAGGCAAUUCCCCCGUUCCUCUAGUGACAGCGGAAGGAAAUCGUCUCCUAGUCGUCGGAGCCCUAGCAGCAGCCCCAGCCGCGGCGUGGGGACCAUAGGCGGAAGCAACCUUGCGCCUCCCCCGCUCGUCUCCCCCCACCAUCUCUUGGACGGGGGCGCCGGGCUGGGUAUGGGUGGGCAUAGCGCUGCGAGCAGCUGGACUGGCGGAGGGAUGGGCGGAGGCGUUGUGGGGGGGUUUGGGGGAGCAGCAGCAGCAGGAGCAGGAAACAGUGUUCCGUUUCCGCGGUUGGCGGGAGCAGGGGCAGGGGGGGGGAGUAUGGCCGGGGGAGGGGGCACAGGGACAUCGCACAGGAGAGGGAAGAGUGAAUACGCCCUAAGUUCAGGGAAGAGGCUAUCAAGGCAGAGCUCUGGAUCCGUGGGGGAUGGUGUGGAUUACAGCAGCAGCUUUGAGAGCUACUCUACUGCUGCUGGCGCUGACGUGGCACGAGAUGGCACGGACGGGGACUCGGACCACGGGCAGGUUAACGGGCAGCGGAAACUCCGGGGGCAGGCGCUGGGAGGGAGUGGGAACGGGAGGCAGAAACACAGGCGAGCGGUUAGCGAUAACGAGUGUGCUCAACCAGGGGAGGUGGAGUCUGGGGAGGGGGAGGAGGGGGGAAGAGGGGGUGUGGGGGAGGGAUGGGCGGAUGGACAGGUAGAGAGGGGCAUGGGAGGGAGGAGAGGGGGCGGAGAGGGUGGAACAAUGCAUGGGGGUGGUUGGGAAGAGGGGGGUGAAGAUGGCGGGGCAGAUGUUGGGGAGAUUUCAUUUGGGCGGCAGCAAUCAGUGGCGGAGAUAGGGGGGAGUUGCGGAGGCAUGGGGGGAAGGGACGGGGAAAGGGCGGGGGAAGGGGGAGGGGAAGAAGACGGGGGAGGGGAGGAGGAGGAGAGUGACUCAGGCAGUGUGGUGGAGUGGGCUCUGGCAGGGUCGCCACAGAGCAUCUCGGCUGUAGCAGAGGCGGCAGAAGGGGGGAGGGGAGGUGGAGGGGUGGGCAAGCAGUAUGCGUUGACUGCGGACGACUGGCUUGACUACGACCCCCCUGGAGAUGCGCUGCUGAGGCGAUGCGUGCACCGGGCGUCUGGCACUCAGCUCAUGUGCCGCACGAUUUCCAAGCAGAGCAUUCGGUCGCAGCAGCAGGCGGAGGCCAUCGGGGUGGAGGUGGCAGUGAUGGAGGUGCUGCAGCCGCAUGCUCACAUCGUUGGGCUCAGAGACAAGUUCGAGAGCCUCACGUCCGUGCAUCUCAUACUGGAUCCCAUGGCGCGCCUCUCUCUGCACGACCGCAUGCGCCAGCACGGCCCCAUCCCUCAGCACCACGCAGCACCGCUCUGCCUCGCGCUGCUGCACGCGCUGCACCACUGCCACUCUCAGGGCGUGGCCCACCGCAACCUCACGCCCCAUGCUGUCGUGUUUCCCACUGAUGACAGCCCGCUGGGGGAUGCCCGGCUGAGUGGAUUCGAGUGGGCAGCGUUUGUCACCCCAGGAGUCCCCUUUUCAGACCCAGUGACCCUGCCCUUGUUCGCGGCACCGGAGGUGCACGCGGGAAUGUACGGCACACAGGCCGACCUCUGGUCCCUCGGGGUCCUGCUCUUCCUCCUCCUCUGCGGGGUCCCGCCCUUCUGGGCGGCCACGGGCGGCGGGAUUCGGCGGGCAGUGCAGCAGCAGCAGGUGGCGUUCCUGUCGCCCCGGUGGAAGGAGGUUUCCGAUGAAAUGAAGCAGCUGCUGCUGAUGCUGCUCGAGAAGAAUCCUUCCGACCGGCUCACAGCCGCCGAGGCUCUAGCAGAUGAAGCAGCUGCUGCUGAUGCUGCUCGAGAAGAACCCUUCAGACCGACUCACAGCCGCCGAGGCUCUAGCAAGGGAGGGGUGGGGAUGGGGGUGGCGGGCAGUGCAGCAGCAGCAGGUGGCGUUCCUGUCGCCCUGGUGGAAGGAUCAGGGGGGCUUCAGCAUGCAGUGCAGCAGCAGCAGGUGGCGGUCCUGUCCGCCAGGCGGAAGGACGUUUCGGAUGAGAUGAAGCAGCCGCUCAUGCUGCUGCUGAUGCUGCUGCUCGAAAAGAACCCCGCAGACCGGCUGACAGCUGCUGAGGCUCUAGAUGACACUGCUGCUGCUUCUCCUCGAGAAAAAUCACUCAGGAAGAAGACUCAUGGCCUCUGA
Molecule: messenger RNA, 3672 nt
Organism: Closterium sp. Naga37s-1
Lineage: Eukaryota; Viridiplantae; Streptophyta; Zygnematophyceae; Desmidiales; Closteriaceae
Source: the annotation of a GenBank genome assembly